AUGGCAGCUGAAAAGACUGAAGUAUCCCAACAUGAACUCAUUUCUGCAGUUGCAAAGCGUCCAGAGAAGCGCAGUAUCGACUCAGUCAAUCUGGAUUCCUCGGAAAAGCAACCUCUUCGACAUGACAAGGCUGGCCUGCCUCUUGUACCGCAACCAACGAACCGCAAAGAUGAUCCUUUGAACUGGUCACCCACUCCCAAGUUGCUCGUCACAUUGCAAAUCAGUUGGCUCGCAAUGUUGGGUCCAAUGGGCUCUGCGGUCGCGAAUCCGGCAUUUGUGCCAAUGAGCAAGACCUUCGGUCUCAGUGUCGUGGAAGCGUCCUACGAGUUGACCGUAUAUAUUGUCUUCGGCGGUAUUGGACCCCUAGCUGUCGUGCCCUUCGCGAAUAUCUAUGGUCGCCGCCCAGUGUACUUGCUGGGGAAUUUAGUAGCAGCCAUUACCAACAUCGCUGCGGGAUAUUGUCACACAUGGUCAGGUAUAAUGGUCACGCGGGCAUUUAACGGUUUAGCGGGUGGCUCAACCGUCGCCAUCGGCGCCGCAACAAUCUGCGAUCUAUACUUCCAGCACGAGCGCGGUCUCUACAUGGGUAUAUAUACAUUCUUCUUGACCAACGGACCACACGUGGCUCCUCUUCUUGGAGGAUUCAUCGCCCAGUCCUUGGGCUGGCAAGCAUGUUUUUUUAUUCCCGGCUAUAUCCAACUCGGCACCUUUGUCCUGACAAUAUUUCUUCUGCCUGAAACCCUUUAUCCCAGGAUGGAUGACUCUUUCCUAGAGCCAUCCAAGGAGCUCACCUACAUCGAGCUCCUGCUAUUCAAACGCACCAGAGUGGUUUAUCGCCGGCUGCGGCUACGUGACUUUACACGGCCAUUCGAGAUGCUGAGGUACAUAGCUGUGAUCCUCCCGUCCGUCUACUACAUGACAUGCUUUGGCUAUGGCACUGUGCUCUUCGCCCUGACUGGCGCGAAGCUCUUUGCCCAACUCUACCAUUUCGACAUCGCACAGACGGGCUUACUACUCAGCAUUCCACUCCUUGUUGGCUGUUUGAUCGGCGAGUUCAAUGCCGGCUGGGUGACGGACUGGAUGUCAAAUCGAUAUGCUCAGAAGCAUAACGGUGAAAGACUGCCGGAAGCACGGCUGAAUGCCAUUUGGGGGGCGCUUUUGAUCCCGGUUGGUAUCAUCAUCGAAGGCGUUUGUCUGUCCCACAGCAAGACCGUCAGUUGGGUCGGUGCUGCCUUUGGAAUGGGCAUCGCUGGUCUGGGGUUGCAGAUAGCAACCACGGUGCUGUAUGCGUACACUACAGACUGUUAUAAACCCCAGAGCGCCGAGAUCUCGACGUUGCUAAAUGUCUUCCGACAGUCUUUCUCGUGUCUGAUCUCCUUCUAUGCCCUCCCCUUCGGCGCCAAAGUGGGAAUACAAUACGCGUGGCUUACGUUUGCGCUGAUCAAUGCUGUUCUAUUACUUCCGAUUCUCUUGCUGAGCGUUUACGGUCCACGACUAAGAAGUCUCCCAUCGCAGUCGCCCCCAACAUUUCACAAUGAGCUCUGA
Molecule: messenger RNA, 1545 nt
Organism: Fonsecaea multimorphosa CBS 102226
Lineage: Eukaryota; Fungi; Ascomycota; Eurotiomycetes; Chaetothyriales; Herpotrichiellaceae
Exons: 7
Coding region: 1-1545 (514 amino acids)
Biological process (GO): transmembrane transport
Molecular function (GO): transmembrane transporter activity
Source: RefSeq, a predicted model, not a curated record